AGAUCACUUUUUAAUUCACUUCUGUAUGAGCUCCAUGAUCUUAAUGCAUUCAUUUCAUGAAAAGAUUUGAAUUCUCGUCUUCUUUUUAUGAACAGUCUAGCUGGUUUGAUGAACUGUAGGUUUUCUGUUCAUUCCCCCCCNCGCACCAGAGUUUUGUGAUCGGGCUCUAGGUUUAGAGGAGUGAUGGAGUGAUUUGUGGAAGUUUCAGUUCCAGCGAUUGGGAAAUUUGGGUGAGCUCUGGAUUUUAGGCUUGUCUGAUUAGGCGAUUCUCCAGGCGUUAGGUUCUAAAUUAGCUGUUUGAAAAAAUCGUUGCUUUUGAAGAAUUUGAUGUUCAGCAGCAAAUUGAACAGUGGGUAGAGAGUACAUCUGAUGAUGAUGGCCUUGUUGAAUCCUGGAGGGGGCUUGAGGUGUUGAUGCGUGGCGGUUUGGAUGAUUGUUCGUCAUUUACAGACGAUGUGGAUGACAAAAAUAGCCGGCUUACUUAUCGGAUGCCUGCUGUAGAGGGGGACGAGCUGGCGGAGUCAUCUGAUGCCAGAGGGCACCAUCAUUCAAGGGUGUUGAGUAGGUGGCCUGCCGGGCAUGCAUUGGCGAUGAUCAACACAUCAGAAAUGAGGAACCCUGAGUCCGAGUUGAUGGCAUUUUCUCCUUUAAACACGGUCUCCAUGCCCAAUUCAUCAUCAUCGAGGGAAUUAUUGUCUGGUACGGAAAGGGUGGCACAUCAGAUGAGUUUGAGCAUGUCGGAAAGCAGAGACAGUGUGAACCAAGCCAGCAUUACAGAUGCUACUGAGUUUGAGAUUGGCUUAAGAACUUGGUCUCAUGAUCCAAUUGGACAACAUGAUGAGAAUAUGGGACAUAGCAGUUCCAGCCGAGAGCAGUCACCCGAUUCAGGUGAUCUUGAGAGGGAUAGAGUGGGACGUAUUGUUCAUGGGUGGAUGGAGAGAGGGAUCACAGAUAAUUUAUCUAAUGUUGUCCAGAGGAGUGGGGAAUGGCUUGGGGAAACUGAUAUUGGAAGGGUUAGAACUGUGAGGGAGUGGGUGCAAAUGAACAACCAACAGAGAGCACCCCAUGGGGGGCACAUGGAAGAGCAGUACAGUGGACUUGAUGAUGAUAAUGAAGGUCAGCAAGAGCAUGUUGACGGAGACAUGCUGAGAUCAUGUGGAAGGCAGGGUCAGCUUGGCGUGCUUGUGGGGAAUGUAAGGGAAAGGCAAAGGGAACUUUGGAGACUUUCGGAGCACCGGGCUGUUUCUAACUUUGCCCACCGCAAUCGAAUUCAAUCACUGCUCAGAGGUAGAUUCUUGCGAAAUGAAAGGCCUGUCGAGGAGGAAAGAUUACCUUCAAUGGCAGCAGCUGAACUGAUUCAGCUAAGGCAACGACGCACUGUCUCUGGCUUGAGGGAAGGAUUCCGCUCGAGAUUAGAAAACAUUGUUCGUGGUCAAGUGAGCUGCAACUCCGAACCUUCAUCUGACAGUACCAACACCAAUGCCCAAAAUCUCCAGAUAGAUCACUUGGUGUGGAGUCAAAGUGGAAAUCUUGACCAACUGCAGCUUAGAGAAGAUGAUGGUAACUCUCAUCAGUUGUAUGGUGAACACACAGAAAACAUUGAUGUUAGUAUCAAUUUAAGUCAAAGUCAACAAACAGCUCUUAAUCAGGAUAGUGAAUCUGAAUCCGAUGGAGGAAACCAGGACAGUUCAACUUCUGAUGAAUUUACUGGGUGGACUGAUGAGACUGUUGAAAGCACAAGUAUGGACUGGCAUGUUAAUUCAGUAACGGCUCUUCCCCAUGAGACAGAAGGAGAUGCCAAUGGAGAUGAACAGCAGUUGCAUGAAGCUCAAGAGGGUUGGCAUGAUGAUGGCUUGCCAGAAAGGGCAGAAACUGUAGAAAAUUGGUCAGAUGAACUUCCUGAUGUUCCUAGGCUGCAGCACUCUGUCUCACUUAGGAGCUUUAAUAGAUCCCAUCCCCUUGGGGACGAGAAUGUAUACAGCUUAGAACUCAGAGAACUCCUAGGCAGGAGGAGUGUUUCUAACCUCUUGCGGAGUGGCUUCCGCGAUAGUUUAGAUCAAUUAGUUCAGUCGUAUGUAGAAAGGCAGAGUCGAGCACCUAUUGAUUGGGAUGUGCACAGAAAUUUGCCCAUCACCCCCACCUUACCAGAAAUGGAUCAAGAACAACAGCAUAAUGAAGAUGAACAUGAUGAUGAUAUUGGCAGGCUUUCUCCUGUACUGCCAUCUCCUCCUGUUCCUCCAUCACAACCUCUUCGCCAUCAGGGUUUACAUCGUUCUGGUUGGGCGCGCCACACUGUUCAUCGUUCUGAAUUUGAAUGGGGGACAUUAAAUGAGAUGAAAGCAGACAUGACUAAAUUGCAGCAAGGUAUGAACACAAUGCAGAGAAUGCUGGAAGCCUGUGUGGAUAUGCAUUUAGAGUUGCAGCGCUCGAUCCGACAAGAGGUUUCUGCUGCUCUGAACCGUUCAGCUGAAGGGGCUACUACAGAGAACUUCUCAAUGGACGGUUCAAAAUGGAGCUAUGCGAGGAAGGGUACUUGUUGUGUCUGUUGUGAUUGCCACAUUGAUUCCCUGUUGUACCGAUGCGGGCACAUGUGCACUUGUUCAAAAUGCGCGAGUGAGUUGGUCCGAACCGGAGGGAGGUGUCCAUUGUGCCGAGCACCUAUUGUUGAGGUCAUCCGUGCUUAUUCUGUUAUGUAGUCGAGGUUAAUAAUCCAUCUCUCCCAUAAUUUCCUUCAUGUUUCACUUUUUUAGAUUGUCCCAAAACUCUACUGUUUCCUUUUAAUAGAAAAAAUGUGUGUUGACAUGUGUCUUCUCAUUGUUCCAAAUAAACAUCAACCACCCAAGUAUGUUUUUUGAACUAGGGUGGUGGCUACUCAAAGUGGGAAGAAAAUUAUGGGGUGGAU
Messenger RNA from Cuscuta campestris, 2902 nucleotides. The record is from the annotation of a GenBank genome assembly. Lineage: Eukaryota; Viridiplantae; Streptophyta; Magnoliopsida; Solanales; Convolvulaceae.